AUGGCUUCCACCACUGCCGACUCAGAAACCCCCGUCUUCCACAUCGGUACCCGCGAUAAGCGUGCGGGCUGGUACACUCCAACUCUGGAAAAUGUCACACCGGCGCAACGAGAUCUAUUAGAAAAAUAUAGCCACCUCUCCUCCGAUCGAGUGAUACCGCACAUUCUAGAAGUCCGUGAUCGAGCAUGGGAAAUCCACCCGUAUCCAUGUAUCGGCGAGCUGCGCUUCAUCGACCUAAGCAUGAUGAACACGCCUUCUUAUCCUCAAGUUCUCCAGCGGCUAAAAGAUGGUGCCUCCCUUCUAGACCUCGGUUGUUGCUUUGCACAGGACUUGCGAAAGCUGGUUCAUGACGGGGCACCUGCGACGAAUCUCUGGGGUGCAGAACUAGAGCAGGAGUUCAUUAACUUGGGAUAUGAGCUCUUCUUGGACAAGGAGACAUUCGGAGGGCAUUUUAUGCAGGCAGAUGUGUUUGAUAUGGAAGGACCAUUGAAGCAGUUGGACGGAAAGCUGGAUAUGGUUCAGGUUGGUCUCUUUCUGCAUUUGUUCUCUUGGGAGGGGCAAGUGACCGCCUGCAAACGGAUCGUUGGCUUGAUGAAGCCCAAAACUGGCACGCUUAUUAUUGGGCAGCAAAUUGGUGUGUUGGAAGCUAAAGAGGUCACUGUCGCGGGUGGAAAGAGGGUGAUGUUUAAGCACAACGUGGAAAGUUUCGAGAAGAUGUGGAAGGAGGUGGGCGAGAAGACUGGAACAGAAUGGCAAGUUAGGGCAUCUAUGGAUGGUGGUUUGGGAAUUACCGAGAAGGGCCGAGCAUGGGAUGAUCCAACCACGAGACGACUCAGCUUCGAGGUGGAAAGAAUAAAAUGA
Messenger RNA from Venustampulla echinocandica, 861 nucleotides. RefSeq lists its product as uncharacterized. The record is from RefSeq and is a predicted model, not a curated record. NCBI's taxonomy places the organism in Eukaryota, Fungi, Ascomycota, Leotiomycetes, Helotiales, Pleuroascaceae. Bases 1 to 861 code for a protein of 286 amino acids. The transcript is spliced from 2 exons.